Messenger RNA from Culicoides brevitarsis, 948 nucleotides. It is a transcript of the gene Clc, whose product is annotated as clathrin light chain. Lineage: Eukaryota; Metazoa; Arthropoda; Insecta; Diptera; Ceratopogonidae. Gene Ontology annotation, biological process: intracellular protein transport; clathrin-dependent endocytosis. The transcript has 6 exons. Gene Ontology annotation, molecular function: structural molecule activity; clathrin heavy chain binding. Gene Ontology annotation, cellular component: clathrin coat of coated pit; clathrin coat of trans-Golgi network vesicle; synaptic vesicle membrane. Bases 79 to 726 code for a protein of 215 amino acids. The record is from RefSeq and is a predicted model, not a curated record.
UACGCAGUGACAUUUGAAAAUCAAAAACACCCAUUUUCAAUUUCGAAUCCGAUAUUUUUAACAAAAUUUUGAUAUAAAAUGGCAGAUUUCGAGGACAAUUUCGAGCAAGAUCCCGCCGCAGAGUUCUUGCAACGCGAACAAAGUGCAUUAGCUGGCUUGGAAGACGAGAUUCCGCCAGUAGCGAAUGCUCCAACUGAAAAUGGUACAACUACGGGACUUGAGUCAUCAGGCAGCUUUGAAGUUAUCAAUAAUGUUGAGCAGCAAGACGACGAGACAGCUGCUGCUGCCAAUACGAAUGGUUUCGAUGGAGAAGAUCCAUGUCUAAAUGACGAUUUUUCAGGUUUUACAGUGCCUAAACAGGUCCAAGAAGAACCUGAAAAAAUCAAGAGAUGGCGUGAAGAACAAAAGAAACGCCUUGAAGAGAAGGAUGCCGAAGAGGAGACCAAGAAAACGGAAUUGCGCGAACAAGCCCGCAAAGAGCUCGAGGAUUGGUACAAACAUCACGAAGAUACCAUUUCGAAAACGAAAUCCACGAAUCGUGAGUCAGCCAAAAAUGCUGAAAAACAAUUCGUAGCCGAUGACGAUGAUAUUGAGCCCGGCACAGAAUGGGAACGCAUCGCGAAGUUGUGCGAAUUCAAUCCAAAAACGAACAAGGCAAGUAAGGAUGUGUCACGGAUGCGUUCAAUCAUUUUACAAUUGAAGCAACAACCAUUGACAAAGAAGUAAGAAUCUUCUGAAUCACUCUCAGCAUUCCUUUCUUUUGUUUAAUUUGGAUUAAAUCUAUAAAAAAAUGUUUCGAAAAGUAUGAUUUAUAAUGUAGAAUAUUUAUCUACUAUUAAUAAAUAAAAAAAUUGUUUCACAUAAAAAAAGAGUAAUUAAAUAAUAAAUAUAAUUAUAUAUUGCAAUGUAAUCAUUAAAAAAUAAUAAUUGAAAAUAAAGAAAAUUAUA